Messenger RNA from Sphaeroforma arctica JP610, 304 nucleotides. RefSeq lists its product as hypothetical. The transcript has 2 exons. The annotation marks the transcript as partial. Lineage: Eukaryota; Ichthyosporea; Ichthyophonida. The record is from RefSeq and is a predicted model, not a curated record. Gene Ontology annotation, molecular function: protein binding.
GACGCCUCUGGACACCGUUUAGCCACAGGCGGCACAGACAGAGUGGUGCGGGUGUGGGACACGCGCACGCAGCAACGGCCUGUAUCACUCAAAGGACACGGAGACAAUGUCAAAGUUAUUCGUUUCAUGGACAACAUGGUGUUGAGCGGAGCGUCUGACGGGUCAGUUGUUCUGUGGGACAUGCGGCAGCACCGCAUACUACACACGUACUACAUACACAGCGAAGGCAUCUGGUGCCUCUCCAUUGCACAGGGCAAGGACCGCAUGUGGACUAGUGGAAGGGACGGGAACGUCGUGGAGACUA